GGCUGUUGUUGUGCUGGUCAUAAGAGCGUUAAUGUUUCUUAAGGCGUAUCCGUUAGAUUUGUUAGAAAGGAAAGACAUUUCAGUGAUUAAGCAUAUAUUUUUUAGGCUUGUAUGCGUUAUAAAUGUAAAUUUCUUUUUAUCUGUUGGUUAGAUUUUGAAUGUUCGUGUAUGCGCACAGUCAUCUCAUUUUAAGCCUAACGUAACCUAUCUUUCAGCGUGCCAACGUGGUGUGAGUUGAACUUCACAGCAGUUGGUAAAGUUGGAAAAAUAAUUUUUCUACUUAUUGAACUACUAGUAGGGAUCAGGAUCUGCGUGGACUUCAAGUGAAGGCUGUCACUUUUCCAUCUUUUUUGUUUUAAUAUUUUAUUACUUUUACGCUGAUAAGUUUUGCGUCAUCUGUUUCAUAAUGUCGUCAACCGGGUACAACUUAGAAGAAUCUAGUGCUGAUAGGAAUGUAGAAAUAUGGAAGAUAAAAAAGUUAAUCAAAAGCUUAGAAGCAGCCCGAGGAAAUGGUACUAGUAUGAUAUCUCUAAUUAUACCACCAAAGGAUCAAAUUUCAAGAGUAUCAAAAAUGUUAGCUGAUGAAUUUGGAACAGCUUCCAAUAUUAAAAGUCGAGUAAAUAGGCUAUCUGUUUUAGGGGCAAUUACAUCUGUACAGCAUAGAUUAAAAUUAUACACUAAAGUGCCCCCAAAUGGACUUGUAAUUUACUGCGGAACUAUAGUUACGGAGGAAGGAAAAGAGAAGAAGGUCAACAUUGACUUUGAACCAUUUAAACCUAUUAAUACAUCUUUAUACUUAUGUGACAAUAAAUUUCAUACAGAA
This is a messenger RNA of Stegodyphus dumicola, 823 nucleotides long. It is a transcript of the gene eRF1, whose product is annotated as eukaryotic release factor 1. Gene Ontology annotation, molecular function: translation release factor activity. Lineage: Eukaryota; Metazoa; Arthropoda; Arachnida; Araneae; Eresidae. Gene Ontology annotation, biological process: translational termination. The record is from RefSeq and is a predicted model, not a curated record.